AUGACCCGGACUAUCAGCCGGGAUAGGCCGUAUUCUCCGGCUAGAUACCUCACUACGGUUCGAUGGGUUCACGACUCGGUGGUGGCCGAGCUGAUGAGUGAGAAUCAGGGACCACCGGUGUCGACUCUGAGUGGCAGUGAUAGAACGCUGGCUGCACUGCAGCUGGGUAGGAGGGCGGCGUUGGAGUCUAGGAGGUAUGUGGUGAACUGUUUGGUGCAUGCUAAGCCGCAGAAGGUUCUCUCUCAUCAAGCUGAUGAUACCUUGCCUUGGGCGAUACAGCGUUUGGAGACCUUCGACCAGUACUGUGAUGAUGAGUGCACCAAGGAGGCGAGAGAAGCUGAUAUUAGGAAGCUGGAAAGCUUACAGCACAAACCUCGGGGUGGGAGCAAUAACAGUGCAUUGGAGGUUGACCCUCAGUCUCCAUCGGGGCAAGUCGCGAAUCUUUAUUAUCAGCUGACUGAGGCUACAGAGAAUGGAAAAGUAGUGGCGAAGGUGCCGGAGUGGGCGAGGAAGAUGAUACGAAGUAAGGUUACGGUUGACAGUGUGGAGCUGGCGGCCUUUGAGCUGAUGUGUCUGUGCAUGAUGGAGAAACUCAGCGAAAGUGGUAGUUCGGGCAGCGAGGAUUCGGAGUCGGACUCUGAUGAAGUGGGGACGAUACCGAAGGCGAUUGAGGAUAGAAUAUGGUUUUUACUCGAGAGGAAAUGCGGACAGCUGAGCUCUCGACAGGGUCAACUGUGGGAAAGGGUGCACUUGGCGUCGUUAGCGGCUUGUGCGAUUGCUCUGUGUGUGAGGUGUUUUAUGUCGAAUUCGAGUGAGGCAUCUGAGGGUGAUACUAGGGAAGUUAUCUCCCCGGUGAUUGCCAAGCCGCCUCCUGAGCGCGUUUUACUGUAUGGCGGUAGAGCCGUGGUAGCGGAGGAUGAAAUGGUUGAGGUUGCACGAGUUGCUGAUGGAGCGGUAGUGAGAGAGUCGGUGAGGAGGAGGAUUCUAGAGGAGCCGUAUGAGCAUUUGUUACUCCUGGAAGAUCUCGAAUACGCCUUGCACGGUGAUAAAGUUUCAAGUGAAGGCCAGCCGGACCAACUCAGUGUGGCGGCGGCGAAAGCAGCGGCGGCGGUGGCGUCUCCACAGAAUUUGCCGGGGUGGCCGGGGAUUGCUGACGAAGGGGGCGAGGGGAAGUUGUUGAGUCCAGCGAAUUUGAGCAUAGAAUCUGAGGGGAAGUAUUGUGAUUUUAUCCUAGUGCAUGGGGCGUCGGCUUUGGUGAGCGAGAAUACGAUUAAGGAAGUUCUUGAGGAGCUCCCACCAGUUCAAGAGGCGACUCUGGGGUACUUCCUGCAGGGGCGCGGGAUCAUCCCGGAUGAGCCUUUGGACGAGAGCAUGCUGCAGACUUUGAUAGACGAGGCAGAGUCUGAUGGGAGUGCUGGAGAGGCGCAAAGGCUUGGGCAGGAUUUCAAGAUGACUCUGAGUGAAUCGUAUCGUGCUUGUGGAGUAUGUGGUAGCGACUGCGAGGGGUCAUCUUUCAAGUGUGUUGAUUGCGGUGUAUGUCUGCAUGAGGCCUGCCGAACUCUCCUGGGCUGGAACAACAGGAAUACUGAUAAGGGGCACUGUCUGGCAUGCUCUCAAGAGGCUUCUAAUCGACCUAAGUGUUCCCUCUGUCCGUGUGAUGCUGCUAGAAGGAGCGUAUUGGUGCCUAUGAUGGAGGGAUCGGGUUCGGCGGAGCGAUGGUGUCAUUUAUUGUGUGGAUUGUCAAUCAGUGGAGUGUCGAUGACGAAGGAUUCCCAGGGCUACCUUCGAGUGAUCUUAUCGGGUCCGUCCAUCAGGCGUGGUUAUCAUAGUCGUCUCACAGCUGAGGAACAAAUCGAUGCCUCUCGGAUCAAAUGCCAGGUCGAUGUUGAUGCUAGUAGAGAUCAGACCACAACGGUCGGAGAUACUGGAGAAGUAUCGGCUCCUGCUGAGCUUUCUCAAGUUGAGAAUGUCCCCAAUAAUAUCGAUAAAGGGUCUCUGGGGUUAGACGACAUAGCACUGGUGCAGUGCGAUCACUGCCAUCGACGGAGGUUCGUCAACAACGCAACUGCGCAGUGGGUUGCUCACUUGAGUGACUUCUCUUGUUCUAUGCUCGAAGGUUCACAGUGCACUGCGGAUGACGACUGGCCUCUUGCUCUCUCUCCGUCAACAGCACCAUCACGUACGGCUGAAGCGGCUAGGCCUUCAGUUAGAGCGGCUGGGCAGAAACGGAAUAGAUCGAAGUCGAGAGAGGCUCAACUCGAUGUGGAGACUCCCAUCCUAUCUGCGUCAUCUGUUGCCAACAAGAAGAGGAAGACGACGCCACGGAGUAGGCCGAAGGUGGUCAGUCAUGCUGAAAAUGUCGAGGCUCGAGAUGCGGCUGAGAUUGCUGGGAUUGGGGAGGCGAAUGAGACAGUGAAGAGCGAGAUCCCGGUGAGGGCCGAUCCUUUCAUCAACUGUCUUCGCAUGCAGCCUCAGGCCCCGAAAGAGACGACUAAUGAGAUAGAGAAGGACAAACAACCGCGUAGACGGAAUCGGAGAUCUGUGGAGGCCGGAACGCAAGCCUUGUUCUUAUCACUGCUCACUCCCAUUAUACAGCACUCAGCCAGCGUACUACUGUUAGCACAAGAUGCUCCACCGAAGAGCCACAAGGAGGUCUUAGCGAUACCAGACUCGUGUUUCGAGGAGGAAGUAGCAGUGACAGAUCUUCUCGAGUUAUUGAGGAAGAGCGACAUUAGUAGCCUCAGAUUCGUGAAGUUCCCUGCUGGGGACUGCCGUUUCGUCAGAGUAUUCAACCAAGACCACAUGGAGUCCUUCGUUGACAUUCUGGCAAAGUUCCACAAUAUCACUCACGUUGACUUUGGAGGCAUCGCUACGACAGCCGCGGGCUCAGAGCUUCAAACUUGGUCAGUAUUGAUUUGA
This is a messenger RNA of Perkinsus marinus ATCC 50983, 2919 nucleotides long. RefSeq lists its product as hypothetical. The coding region runs from base 1 to 2919 and encodes 972 amino acids. The record is from RefSeq and is a predicted model, not a curated record. NCBI's taxonomy places the organism in Eukaryota, Perkinsozoa, Perkinsida, Perkinsidae. The transcript has 13 exons.